GCAUUCAAACGACUGCGGCACUUUAGAGCAGGCGCAGGCCGACCUGGAGGGAGAGACGGAGGAAAAGUUAGUCAAGAUGGCAAAACCCUCAGACCCAGAGUAAAGGGGCACCGCUCCCCCCAAAAGAUUGCGCCUGUCGCCCCUCUUCAGACAAAGCCAACGGUGCAAACUGCGCAAUAAGGCCCUCAAGGGGUUCAUUGAAGAUGGUGCCUGUGGUGCAGGAUCUAAUGUGACAUAUUGCGAAGUGGAAAGUUAACUCAUCAAAUAUCAAUUCCUCUGUCGGUGAGUAAUUAUCUGAGGGCAAAUUGUAUCACCCAGCCAGCAGCGAUAGAAGCACUCGCAUCCUCUCACUGGAAGACAGAUCUCCUCCAGAAGGAAUACUUUGUGGAUCAACACGUGUUGGCACUGACAAGACCACCGUCUUGCUGCUGCCAGAGCUAAGAAUGGCCUUGCACAGCUUCACCUAACUCCAUUAUAGAUCUCAAGAAACUUACUCGGUUUUAUCCAGAACGUCAGUGGAAAGUUUAGGGAAGAUAUAUCUGGGAGUCCCUUCUCCCCCUGCAGCCCCUCCCAAACCAAAAAAAGCUGCUUUGGGAACCCCGGCAGCACCGCUGUUACCUCACCCCUACUGCCGCCCCUCUCCCAGACCAUGAUGUUUCGCGAUCAGGUGGGCAUACUAGCCAGCUGGUUCAAAGGGUGGAAUGAGUGUGAGCAGACAGUGGCUCUGCUGUCUUUGCUGAAGAGGGUGAGCCGGACCCAGGCUCGUUUCCUGCAGCUCUGUCUGGAGCACUCCCUCGCAGACUGCACGGAGCUCCAGGUUCUGGAGGCAGAUGCCAACAAUUCAGAGGUUAUCAGCCAGUGGCAAAGCGAGCCAAAAGAACGUGUCAUCUCUCUUGUCCUCACCCAUUUGCCAUUGCUCAAACCGGGCAAUAUAGAAGCCAAGGGCGAGUACAUGCGCCUACUACCACGCAUCCUUGCGCACACUAUCGAACAUGGCCGCCACCUGGAAGAGUCUCGCCAACUCUUAUCCUAUGCCCUCAUCCAUCCUGCCACCUCCCUGGAGGACCGUGCUGCAUUGGCCCUCUGGCUCAACCAUCUUGAAGAAAGGGCCGCUGCCACAGGAGACUCACUCGAAAGGCCAUCGCCUGCCGGCCCGCACCACCAUCAGUCCACUCCACCGUCUACCCUUACAUCAUCGGGAUCCUCCACCAACAGUUCCUCUUCAGGUAACCUAUAUGCUUUGCAUCACCACCAGCGAUACGGCUCGGACGAUCGCCUCAAUGGAUGGCAAAGCAACAGGGAUUCAGGGCUCGGAAGAGGCUGGCAGCAGCAGGGCUGUGAAAACGGACACCUGCCUCUCUACCCGUCAUCCUCUGUACCAGCAACCAUCAACACAAUCGGAACUGGUGGCAGUGGUAAUGCCAUCCUAACGAGUGGAAGUGGCAACCAGCCACACAGUCCUCUGAAGCGCUCAGUGUCUCUAACUCCACCAAUGAGUGGCCCAAACAACCAUCCUAUGGGUCCUGUCUGGCUGUCCCAGGAAGAUCUGCGUAGUAGUAGAGGCCCAGCCCCCGAUCACGCGCCCCUCUCCCCUCAAAGCAGCAUUGCUUCCUCAGGCAGCGGAGGAAGUGAACAUCUGGAAGAGGCCAGUUUGGGAGGAGGUUUAAGUCUACAUCGCAGUUGCUUCCAUGAGGAGGGCAGUGGCAUGAGGGAUGUUCCCGCAUGGCUGAAGAGUCUCCGUCUUCAUAAGUAUGCAGCGCUGUUUUCUACCAUGACCUAUGAUGAAAUGAUGUCACUGACUGAAGAACAACUGGAGGCACAGAAAGUCACCAAAGGAGCAAGACACAAGAUUGUUAUCAGUAUUCAAAAGCUAAAAGAGAGACAAAACCUGCUGCGCAGCCUUGAAAAAGAUGUAUUAGAAGGCAGUAAUCUGCGUGUACCGCUGCAAGAACUUCAUCAGAUGAUCAUGACGCCUAUCAAGGCUUUCACUAGUGGCGAGGAGACGUCCUUGCAGCGCCCUCUCCUGAAUACGGAAUCCAAAAGCUCUGCACCUGGAUCACAUCUCGCUGGAGGAGGUGGAGAGGCUGAGGCUAGCUCAAGUGUCAUUGCAGAGGGGGAUCUACCAAGCCAGUUCACUCGUGUCAUGGGCAAAGUUUGCACUCAGCUUCUGGUGUCAAGGUCAGAUGAGGACAACAUCAGCUCCUACCUACAACUCAUUGACAAGUGUCUUAUCCAUGAGUCCUUUGGUGAAACUCAAAAGAAGAGGCUGUUGUCAUGGAAACAGCAGGUCCAGAGGCUGUUCAGAUCCAUUCCGAGAAAAACGCUCCUUGACAUUGCAGGUUACCGAACGCAGAGGAGCAGUCGUGGAUUCGGUCAGUCCAAUUCCCUCCCUACCACAAGCUGUGUUGGGGGCAGUGUUAUGGCGCGGAGAAGCCUUCGGCAGUUCCAGAUGCCCUCGAGGAGCUUACCAGGUGCAAGGCUAGGCCUGCUAAGCAGUAGUGGCCUGCUGGGACCCACGCCUCGCAGUAGCAGCAGCACACCCACGGGCCCCAAGCAGGGGAGACAGGGUCUGUGGUUUGCCAAUCCUGGAGGCAGCAACAGUAUGCCGAGUCGAACUCACAGCUCCGUGCAACGGACCCGCUCCCUGCCUGUUCAUACAACUCCGCAAACUAUGGUCAUGUUCCAACAAGCUGAUCUUCAGUUGCCAGUUACGGAGCCGGACAUCAACAAUCGCCUUGAAUCUUUAUGUCUCAGUAUGACAGAGCAUGCAUUGGGAGAUGGUGCUGAUCGCACAUCGACAAUAUGAAAUGAGAACCUGGAUGAGAGCAGCGGAACCGCGUGCUGUGUAGCUUCAGAAGGCCCUCUCACAACAAGUCACCCUGAGGUCAUCUGCCCUCCAGUGCCCUCUCCCGUAGCCAAAGUAGAGCUCAACCAAGGGACUGGGAGGCAUCCGAGAAACACAAGCCAACACAUUGGCUGCGUCGAUGGGGUGGGGGGAGGGACACACUUCCUGCCAUGACCAGCUCAGUCAUGUGGGGAGAGGAAGGUAUCAAACAUGGGCUGAACAGUGUAUGACCAGAGCCCCUUCAGGAGAUCAUGUCAGAAGCAGUGCGCCAUCAGCAGAGCUGAAGAUACUGGGCUGGGGGAUCGGGGUCCAAUGAAGCCCCCCCCCCCCCCCCAAACCUUCUUUUACAAUCCCCAUGUGUCAACCAACAGUGCAAGUGGCAUUUUCCACAUCUGUGUCAGUACCUCGGACCCCCCAAAAACGAGACAAGCAGAUGGAUGGCAAGCAUUUGGGAAAGGCCUGUUGCUCAAUUUUGAGCAGCAAACAAAACAGAUUGUCGAUCACAUGUCUCUAUUGUUUACAUAUCGAUGCUACUUUCAAAGGGUACGCAAACAAAAAAAGAAUCGGGUGUGGAUGUUGGACUAUCCUGUAAAAAGCCUUGGCUGUCUGCCAGCUUUACAUCCCCCACAAGUAGCCGUCACGCUAGUUUACAAGCAACAUGCUCAUUGUUUAUAAAAAUGUGCCAAUUGAGAGAAAAAGAGAGAGAGAAAGAGAGAGAGAGGGAGGAAAAGUAAAAAUGUGAAACGGGGACGUCGGAGAAAGGU
Syngnathus typhle (broad-nosed pipefish) is the source of this 3609-nucleotide messenger RNA. It is a transcript of the gene samd4a, whose product is annotated as sterile alpha motif domain containing 4A. The transcript is spliced from 13 exons. Lineage: Eukaryota; Metazoa; Chordata; Actinopteri; Syngnathiformes; Syngnathidae. The coding region runs from base 650 to 2806 and encodes 718 amino acids. Gene Ontology annotation, cellular component: P-body. Gene Ontology annotation, molecular function: protein binding; mRNA binding; translation repressor activity. Gene Ontology annotation, biological process: negative regulation of translation; nuclear-transcribed mRNA poly(A) tail shortening; regulation of mRNA stability. The record is from RefSeq and is a predicted model, not a curated record.